Messenger RNA from Pocillopora damicornis (cauliflower coral), 7256 nucleotides. RefSeq names its product activating signal cointegrator 1 complex subunit 3. The record is from RefSeq and is a predicted model, not a curated record. Gene Ontology annotation, molecular function: ATP hydrolysis activity; ATP binding; nucleic acid binding. NCBI's taxonomy places the organism in Eukaryota, Metazoa, Cnidaria, Anthozoa, Scleractinia, Pocilloporidae.
ACAAAAUUUCAGCUAAAGUCAAGGAAGGCCUUGUGUUUUCUUGAGGAUUUAUUUUCAAGUCCUCAAUAUGCCUCCAAUAGAACUUCCAAGAUUAACAGGGUCACUAAGGGCAUUCUCAGGGCUUUCCUCGCCGUUUUCACGGCUUCCAGAGAGUGAUGAUAUCUUGAAAAGAAAGAGGCAAUCGAGAUCGAGGAAGCAACUUGAAAAAACUUUGUCUUGGUCUGAAUUAAAAGGUUUGAUUUUAGAUGCAAUGAGCCUCGAUAGGAAUGCUUCACAAGAGGCGAAGACUCUCGUUAAGGAACUUGUGCUUACAUCUGCAGAAAUUGCUGGCAAAGAUUCAUCUGUAGAGGUUGUGGAAAGUGCAUCAGUAUUGAUUUUUACAAUAUUUAAAGAUGUGAAUCACAUUGGAAAGGAUGAAAGUGCAAAACUGAAGAGUCUCUUUGGAGCAUUUCCAGCCUCGGCAGCAACUAAAGCUUGUCACAUUGUGCAGAACAUCAUUUUACUUCUUCCUGAAGAUUGUCUAGCAGUAAUUAACAAGAGAUGUGAGGAAAAACAUGAGGAACCUUUAAAAGAGUUUGGAAGUGAUAUUGAGUUUGCACCUUUUAUGAGCAAGGUUGUUUCACCAGAUGAUGAGCUGUUUUCGGAAUCUGAGGAUGAGACUGUUCAAAAUCAGACAGAUUUUUGGAAUUCAAAAGAGGGAGAAAAUCUUUCAAAUAUGGCACUAAGUGAAGAAGUGAAUGGCGACAGUGACAUUAAUGGUUCAUGGCUACGCAAUCAGUGUGAACUUUAUUUUGGAAAUAAUAGCACUGGACUGUCAGUUUUGGAUCUUUGUUCAGCACUUUUUGAUAUUCUCAGUUCUGAUAGAGAUAAUGCAGCUAUUCAAAAUGACUUGUUUGAGCUUCUUGGGUUUGACCGCUUUGAAUUCAUUCAAACACUCUUAGCUGACAGAUACAAGAUAGUUGUAGCCACCUCUGAAAGUACCUCUGACUUGAGUGAAGCAAAUGAGACUACUAGAGUGAAAACCUCAGCUGGUCGAAGUAAGCCAACUUAUGGAUGUCAAGUUACUGUACAGUCACAACAGGAGAAACAAUUGAUGCGGCAGGUGAGAAAGGAAGAAAGAAAGGAAGAGCGUCGCCAGGCUCGCAAAGACAAACACACAGAUGAGCAGGAUAUUGAUCAUGAGACAUAUCUUAGGGAAGUUGGCUUUGAUCCAGAGUUGAUGAGAGCUCAGAGGGAAAUUGCUCUUCAGGAAGCCUCCAGUGCACCAUUGUUGUCAAAACCAAAGAGGAAUGUGCAGCCCAGCCAAGUGUAUCCAUAUGUGUUUGAUGCUUUGGCUGAAAGGCAGCGAUCUACAGCUUUUAUUUCAGACACCAAGAUUGCCCUGCCUGCUGAUGCAGAACGGAAAAACACUAAAGUUUAUGAAGAAGUUGUGAUACCUCCAAACACUCCUUUACCACCUAAAGAGGAAACUCCUAUUUUAAUUUCAUCUUUAGAUGAGAUUGGCAAAAUGGGAUUCCAAGGAGUGAAGCGCCUUAACAGGAUCCAGUCGAUUGUAUUUGAUGCAGCAUACAACACGAAUGAGAACCUGUUGAUAAGUGCUCCAACAGGUGCAGGAAAAACAAACAUAGCUAUGCUAACAAUUUUGAGGGAGAUUAAACAGAACAUUGAGGCAGGAGUCAUCAAAAAAGACAAGUUCAAGAUCAUUUACGUGGCUCCAAUGAAGGCUCUCGCGGCUGAAAUGGUUCAAAACUUUGGAAAGCGGUUGGCCUGCUUAGGAAUCACAGUCCGUGAACUUACAGGGGAUAUGCAACUUACAAAAUCUGAAAUCCUCAAGACGCAAAUGCUGAUUACAACGCCAGAAAAGUGGGACGUGGUGACUCGUAAGAGCACUGGGGACGUGGCUCUUUCUCAGCAAGUAAAGCUACUGAUCAUUGAUGAAGUCCAUCUUCUGCACGAUGACAGAGGCUCAGUUAUUGAAUGCUUAGUAGCCAGAACUCUUCGUCAAGUUGAGUCGUCACAGAGCAUGAUCCGUAUCGUUGGUUUAUCAGCAACACUUCCUAAUUACAUUGAUGUGGCCCACUUCUUGCGGGUCAACCCUUACGAGGGUCUGUUUUUCUUUGACGGACGCUUUCGUCCAGUCCCACUCGGGCAAACGUUUAUUGGGAUUAAAGCAACGGGCUAUGUUAAACAGCAACACGACAUGGACACAGUUUGCUACGAAAAAGUGCUGGAAAAUGUUGACAAAGGACACCAGGUUAUGGUCUUCGUGCAUGCGCGGAAUGCUACCGUCAAGACAGCGCUGACAUUACGAGAGAUGGCAGCCAAUCAGGGAGAUUCUGCUUUGUUCCGUGCUCCACAAGGGCCUGAAUACGGACAAGCUGAAAAACAGGUGAUGAAAUCGCGUAACAAGCAGCUGCGAGAGCUGUUUCCAGACGGGUUUAGUAUCCAUCAUGCUGGAAUGUUGAGACAGGACCGCACUAUGGUGGAACAGCUGUUUGCUCGCGGUUUGAUUCGUGUUCUCGUUUGUACGGCUACCUUAGCCUGGGGAGUAAACCUACCAGCUCAUGCUGUAAUUAUUAAGGGCACGCAAGUAUAUGAUGCAAAGAAAGGCUCGUUUGUUGAUAUCGGCAUACUGGAUGUGCUGCAGAUAUUUGGGCGGGCAGGUCGUCCGCAAUUUGACAAUCAAGGCGAGGGAAUCAUCAUCACAGCACACGAUAAACUCAGUCAUUAUCUUUCACUUCUAACAAGACAGUCACCGAUUGAGAGUCAAUUCAUUUCGAGCCUGACUGAUAGUUUAAAUGCUGAGAUUGCUCUUGGCACAGUAGGCACAGUGGAUGAAGCUGUUGAAUGGCUGAGUUACACGUAUCUUUACAUUCGAAUGCGCAUUAAUCCACUGGUUUAUGGCAUCGCGUAUGGAACCAAAGAGGAUGACCCACUCCUGCACGAACAUCGCAGAGAGCUGAUUGUAAAUGCAGCGCGUCAUUUAGACAAAGCAAAGAUGAUAAGGUUUGAUCCGCGCACGAGAUAUCUGAACUCGACGGACCUUGGAAGAACUGCCAGUCAUUUCUACAUCAAGUACGACACAAUAGAGGUAUUCAAUGAGAUGUUCAAGGCGCACAUGCCUGAACCCGAUGUGCUUUCCAUGAUGUCUCACUCACAAGAAUUCGAACAAGUCAAGGUCCGUGAGGAUGAGAUAUCAGAGCUGGAAUUUCAUUUGACUGAGCACUGUCCAUUGCCUGUAAAGGGAGGAGUGGAAAAUAAUUACGGCAAGAUAAACAUCCUGUUGCAGACUUUUAUCUCCAAAGGAUUUGUUGAUACCUUCUCACUUGUCUCUGAUCUCUCUUAUGUCGCACAGGUCACAUGAUCAGACAUCCACGCAUGGGCAGUACCGUCAAGAGUUGUGUGGAACAAAUCCCUGCAAUAUCACUGGCCAGCAGCAUCCAGCCGAUCACGAGGACAGUUCUUCGGGUGCGCCUGACUAUCAAGCCGGAGUUUCGCUGGAAUGACAAAGUCCACGGCUCUACGUCAGAACCGUGGUGGAUCUGGGUCGAGGACCCGGACAAUAACCACAUUUACCACUCAGAGUACUUUCUACUGCACAAGAAACAGGUGUUAGCUAAUGAAGAACAAACCUUAGUGUUUACCAUUCCGAUCUUCGAGCCGCUACCUUCACAGUAUUUAGUGCGAGGAGUGUCAGAUCGCUGGCUUGGCUCUGAAGUGGUUUGUGCUCUGUCUUUCAAACAUCUCAUUUUACCAGAAAAGCACCCACCUCACACUGAACUAUUAGAUCUACAACCUCUGCCACUAACCGCCUUGAAAUGCAAAGAAUACGAGCUGCUGUAUCGGUUUACUCACUUCAAUCCAGUCCAAACACAAGUAUUUCACACAGUAUACCACACGGAUCAUAAUGUACUACUUGGAGCACCCACCGGGUCCGGCAAGACGCUGGCUGCUGAACUCGCCAUAUUUCGUAUCUUUAAUGUGCAUCCUGGAACUAAGGCUGUUUAUAUUGCUCCCUUGAAAGCUCUGGUCCGAGAGAGAAUGGAGGAUUGGAAAAUACGUUUUCAGGAAAAACUUGGUAGAAGUGUCGUAGAGUUAACUGGUGACGUGACUCCGGACAUGCGCGCUAUCGCCAAAGCUGACGUCAUUGUCACCACCCCAGAAAAGUGGGAUGGCAUCAGCCGAAGCUGGCAGACUCGUAACUACGUGCAGGCGGUGUCUUUGUUGGUAAUUGAUGAGAUCCAUCUGUUGGGUGAGGAGAGAGGUCCUGUCUUGGAGGUUAUCGUGUCGCGGACGAAUUUUAUCUCCUCGCACACAGAGAAGACUGUUCGAGUGGUUGGUCUGUCGACUGCUCUAGCCAAUGCUUCGGAUCUUGCUUACUGGUUGGGAAUAGAACAGGCCGGUAUGUUCAACUUCCGGCCGUCAGUGCGCCCAGUCCCUCUGGAGGUGCACAUAUCAGGGUAUCCCGGCAAACACUACUGUCCGCGCAUGGCAACUAUGAACAAGCCCACCUUUAACGCUAUUAAAACACAUUCCCCCACCAAACCCGUGCUGGUGUUUGUUUCGUCAAGACGACAGACCCGCCUCACGGCUUUGGAGCUGAUUUCUUUCUUAGCCGCCGAAGACAAUCCCAAACAGUGGAUGCACAUGCCGGAAGCUGAGAUGGACUCGUUGAUCCAAACAGUGAAGGACAACAACCUCAAACUGACUUUGUCGUUUGGUAUUGCACUGCAUCACGCGGGUUUACACGAGAGGGACAGGAAGAUAGCAGAAGAGCUGUUUGUGAAUCAAAAGAUUCAGAUUUUGAUAGCGACUAGCACCUUAGCCUGGGGUGUCAACUUCCCGGCCCAUUUAGUGGUUGUGAAAGGUACUGAGUAUUAUGAUGGUAAGACUCGGAGGUAUGUGGAUUUUCCCAUCACAGACGUGCUGCAGAUGAUGGGGCGCGCAGGGAGACCACAGUACGACGAGAAUGGGGUGGCUGUGAUCCUUGUUCACGACAUCAAGAAACACUUUUAUAAAAAGUUUCUGUACGAGCCAUUUCCUGUCGAGUCAAGUUUGUUAGAAGUACUUCCAGAUCACUUGAAUGCUGAAAUUGUGGCGGGCACAAUCACUUCUAAACAGGACGCCAUGGAUUACCUUACUUGGACGUACUUCUUUCGACGUUUGCUGAUAAACCCAAGUUACUAUGAUCUUGAAGACAUUGACAACGACUCAGUCAAUAAAUUCCUCUCUGCUUUGGUAGAAGGUGCUGUGAGAGAAGUUGAGAAUUCUGCGUGCGUGGAGAUUGGCGAGGACGGUUUGGCGAUAACCCCAACGAACCUUGGAAGGAUUUCUUCCUAUUACUAUCUAAGCCACUUGACACUGCGCAUGUUCCAUGAACGGUUGGACGCUGACUGCAGUCUCCCGGACCUCAUCGAGAUUUUAGCGGAUGCCGAAGAAUACACUCAGCUUCCAGUUCGUCACAAUGAAGACCUCAUUAACAGCGACCUAGCUCCUAGUCUCCCCUUGGAAGUGGACCCUCACACUUUCGACAGUCCUCACACCAAGGCACAUCUGCUCUUUCAAGCGCAUUUCACUCGCCUACCGCUGCCCAGUACCGAUUACUUAACAGACACAAAUUCAGUCCUCGAUCAGGCUAUACGAAUCUUGCAAGCAAUGAUCGACGUAUCUUCCGCCGAGGGUUGGUUGGCAACAGCUCUUCGAUGCAUGCACCUUGUACAGAUGGUAGUUCAAGGGCGAUGGCUUCAUGAUUGCACCCUUCUCACUUUACCGUGUGUUGACCCAGAUCUGUUGUCGCUUUUUCGAAUUAAUGGCCGUUCAUUAGAAUGCCUCCCGGAGCUGUUAGACGCUGUCAGAGGCGAUCGGAAAAUCCUGAAUAGAAUGUUGGGAGAUGCUCUGAGUCCGGGAGAAAUAACCGAGGUUUUUGAAACGUUGGGUCGUCUACCUCAAGUCAGUGUUAAGAUUAAAGUGCGUGGAGUCUGGGCUGAGAACGAGCAGGGCACCAAGGAAAGUAAAACCAUCAAUACCACACCGAGCGAAAGUUUAGCGAAAGACUGGGUUCCAGUGCAUGCAGAACAGGAGUACGUGUUAAUACUUGAAAUUUCCAGGGAGUUCUGCGGUUUUAGGCGAUCCAACACAAAGGCGCACGCUCCACAUUUUCCGAAACCCAAAGAUGUCGGUUGGUGGGUGGUUCUCGGCGAGAUGGACUCGGGCGAGUUGUUGGCCGUGAAAAGAGUGAGUCAGGUGCGCUCGUCAAGCACCGUCUCCUUAUCAUUCUACACGCCUGAGGACCUGGGAAGGAGAAUCUAUACUGUGUAUCUCAUCAAUGAUGCUUACUUGGGAAUGGACCAGCAGUAUGAUGUUUCUCUAGAGAUUAUUCAAUCAGAUAUUUCAAGUCAAGUGAACACUGAAGUUAACUUAAGUAACUAGUCUAUCGCAGUAUAAUUUUGUCAAGCACAUUAUUUUUUUUCCGGCAUGUAUGAGGAAAUAUGAGUGAAAUUUACCAACUACGAUGAUGAGAAAGAUCAGUUGUGGAAAUCCACACUGGAGCGAAUGGCCCCUUUCCUUGAAACGUAAGUGAAGUUAAAAUCUAUUCCCCAAAACGGUAAAAGUAAAGUAAAAUUUCAAGUCAAUGCAACGCAAAUUAAUUUCAGGAGGGGAUAGACUGUCUUAGAUUGCAGUUAGUUUUAACACUUUUGUUUGACUUGUGGUAAAUGUUACGAGUAGACUUGUGUAUUGAAAUACUUAAGUUUGAGGUAAUUUCAAGGACCAUUAUGAACAAAGGAAAAUAUCGCAAGGAGUUCAUGAGAUAUGCGAGGGGUCUAGCAAGCUGUUAAAGCUAAACUUCAAUUUCCGGUACGUCCUGUUGUGUGCGCACACAGUCUUUGUGGAAACGCUUGGGUUUUUUUUGCGGAGUAUUUUGAUUGUGUAAAGCUUUGAUUACCUUUCUCUUGUACGUAUAGGAUUCCCACUUCUUAACGAAAGCGUACGUACUGUAUUGUUUUCAAAAAAUCUAUUCAGUAUUCUGCGCUGAGCGAUUUGGUGUUUGUUUGCGUCAGAUUACCGAUGUUGCAGAAUUCCUGGAACUAAAAUUUAUAAUUGUCUCAAUAUUUCAAUUACCAAGAUAGUGCAGUAAAAAUAUUAGGUAACACCAAAUGAUGAUCAAUCAAAUUUAUAGAGGAUACACAAAAACAUAUGAAAGAUUUUAUUACACCCAUGCAAGAAAAAUCAAUAAAGCCAGUUUUUCUCACAAGAGA